This is a messenger RNA of Fusarium sp. VM40, 3639 nucleotides long. NCBI's taxonomy places the organism in Eukaryota, Fungi, Ascomycota, Sordariomycetes, Hypocreales, Nectriaceae. The record is from the annotation of a GenBank genome assembly.
AUGGCGACCACGUCGAACAUGUUCUUGUACUCGCUGACGGUCCAACCGCCGACCAAUGUCACGCAAGCGGUGCUUGGCCAGUUCGCAGGCACUCGAGAGCAGCUCAUCAUCACCGCUGCUGGCUCGCAGCUUUCAUUGCUGCGGCCUGAUCCUUCUCAGGGAAAGGUGAUUACCCUCCUAUCUCACGAUGUCUUUGGCAUCAUCCGUUCUCUCGCCGCCUUCCGGUUAGCUGGUAGCAACAAGGACUACUUGAUUAUUGCUUCUGACUCCGGUCGGAUCACAAUUAUUGAGUAUAUCCCCGCUGAAAAUCGCUUCCAGCGAUUGCACCUCGAAACCUUUGGCAAGUCUGGUGUUCGCAGAGUCAUCCCUGGUGAAUAUCUGGCUUGUGAUCCCAAGGGCAGAGCAUGCUUAAUUGCCUCGACGGAGAAGAACAAGCUUGUUUAUGUUCUCAACCGCAAUUCACAAGCCGAGCUCACAAUCUCAUCGCCUCUGGAGGCUCACAAACCAGGUGUCCUUGUCAUCUCCAUGGUCGCGCUUGAUGUCGGCUACUCAAAUCCCGUAUUCGCUGCGCUCGAGAUUGACUAUUCCGAGGUUGAUCAAGACUCAACUGGACAAGCGAUGGAAGAGCUAGACACACAGCUGGUGUAUUACGAGCUUGAUUUGGGACUCAACCAUGUGGUUCGAAAGUGGUCAGAUCCAGUCGACCCCACUGCCUCGAUUCUAUUUCAGGUUCCUGGCGGUAACGAUGGGCCGAGCGGUGUGCUAGUGUGCGGUGAGGAAAACAUCACAUACCGGCACUCUAAUCAAGAGGCAUUCCGCGUUGCUAUUCCACGUCGACGAGGCGCCACCGAGGAUCCCAAUCGCAAACGCACAAUUGUGUCUGGUAUCAUGCACAAGCUGAAAGGUAGUGCAGGUGCCUUCUUCUUCCUAUUACAAACAGAUGAUGGCGAUCUCUUCAAGCUCUCGAUAGAUAUGAUUGAAGAUGACGACGGCAAUCCCACAGGGGAAGUCAAGAGGCUCAAGAUUAAGUAUUUCGACACCGUUCCGGUCGCGUCCAGUCUUUGCAUUUUAAAGAGUGGAUUCCUAUACCUAGCCACCCAGUUCGGCAACUACUCAUUCUACCAGUUUGAGAAGCUUGGUGAUGACGAUGAAGAGCUUGAGUUUUACAGCGAUGACUUCCCUGCGGACCCCAAGGCUGCCUACGAACCUGUUUACUUCCACCCUCGACCAACAGAAAACUUGGCCUUGGUUGAGAGCAUCCCAGCUAUGAAUCCCCUUUUGGAUUGCAAGGUCGCGAAUCUUACUGGCGAGGAUGCACCCCAGAUUUACACAAUAUGCGGCAAUGGCCCUCGAAGUAGCUUCAGGAUGCUCAAGCACGGCUUGGAAGUUAAUGAAAUCGUUGCCUCUGAGUUGCCUGGAAUUCCAUCUGCUGUCUGGACCCUGAAGCUAAAUCGCUCUGAACAAUACGACGCCUACAUCGUCCUCUCGUUCACCAACGGUACGCUGGUUCUCAGUAUCGGAGAGACUGUUGAGGAAGUCAGCGACUCUGGCUUCCUUACAAGCGUCCCUACGUUAGCAGCCCAGCUUCUUGGUGACGAUGGUCUGAUUCAGGUUCAUCCCAAGGGUAUUCGACACGUCAGAAAUGGACAUGUCAAUGAAUGGGCGGCGCCGCAACAUCGAUCCAUCGUUGCUGCCACGGCUAAUGCUCACCAAGUUGCCGUUGCUCUUAGCUCUGGAGAGAUAGUCUACUUUGAGAUGGACGCUGAUGGCUCGCUGGCCGAGUACGAUGAGAAGAAGGAAAUGUUCGGUACUGUCACAUGCUUGAGCUUGGGCGAUGUUCCUGAGGGACGAUUGAGGAGUUCAUUCCUGGCUGUCGGUUGCGAUGAUUGCACUGUCCGCAUUCUGAGUCUAGAUCCCGAAUCAACCUUGGAAAACAAGUCGGUGCAAGCUCUCACUGCUGCCCCAACAUCGCUAGCAAUUAUUGCUAUGGAAGACUCAUCAUCUGGUGGCUCUACACUCUAUCUCCAUAUCGGGCUACACUCCGGUGUCUAUCUAAGGACAGUUCUUGAUGAGGUUACUGGCGAGCUGACAGACACACGUCAAAAGUUCCUUGGGCCAAAGGAAGUCAGACUAUUUCAAGUUACUGUUCAAGGUAAGACCUGUGUCCUUGCUCUGAGCUCUAGGCCAUGGCUUGGCUACGCAGAUCCGAUCACAAAAGGAUUUGUUGUGACGCCUCUGAAUUACGUUGACCUUGAAUGGGGCUGGAACUUCAGCAGCGAGCAAUGCGAAGAAGGUAUAGUUGGCAUUCAAGGUCAAUCAUUACGUAUCUUUAAUAUCGAUCGGCUCGGCGAGACAUUGAUUCAAAAAUCAAUUCCCUUGACUUACACUCCGAAGAAGCUUGUGAAGCACCCAGAUCAGCCUCUCUUCUACACUAUCGAGGCAGAUAAUAACACCCUGCCACCCGAACUACGGGCCCAGCUUCUAGCAGACCCUGGAGUUGUCAAUGGCGAUUCCAGAGUUCUGCCACCAGAAGACUUCGGCUAUCCCAAAGGUACGCGUCGUUGGGCAUCUUGCAUUAAUGUAAUUGAUCCUCUGUCCGAUGAAGGACAAGUCCUACAAACAAUCGACUUGGAGAACAACGAGGCAGCUGUCAGCGCGGCUAUCGUAUCAUUUGCCAGUCAGGACAAUGAGAACUUCUUGGUUGUUGGCACUGGUAAAGACAUGGUUGUGAACCCUCGAAGCUAUUCCGAAGGAUACCUCCAUAUUUAUCGAUUCCAAGACGGAGGCCGAGAGCUUGAGUUUAUCCACAAAACAAAGGUUGAAGAACCGCCUCUGGCCCUGCUGCCCUUCCAAGGCAGAGUGGCUGUUGCUGUCGGCACACAACUGCGUAUAUAUGACCUGGGUAUGCGGCAGAUGCUUCGCAAAUCCCAGGCCGAGGUGACAACACAACAGAUCGUGUCAUUAAAUACACAGGGCAGUCGUAUCAUUGUAGGUGACGUCCAACAGGGCGUUACCUACGUUGUAUAUAAGCCUGCUACCAACAAGCUCAUCCCGUUUGUCGACGAUACGAUCGCAAGGUGGACCACAUGCACAACCAUGGUGGAUUACGAGUCGGUAGCAGGUGGCGACAAGUUUGGAAACAUGUUCAUUGUCCGCUGUCCCGAGAAGGCCAGUGAAGAGGCUGACGAAGAGCAAUCUGGUCUACAUCUCAUCAAUGCGCGGGACUACCUCCAUGGCACACCACACAGAGUGAGCUUGAUGUGCCACUUUUAUACACAGGACAUACCCACGAGUAUCACCAAGACGAGUCUGGUGGUCGGUGGACAAGAGAUCCUGCUUUGGAGCGGCCUCAUGGGCACCAUCGGAGUUUUCAUCCCAUUUGUUAGUCGUGAAGAUACCGAUUUCUUCCAGAGCCUCGAGCAACACUUAAGGACCGAGGAUCCUCCACUCGCCGGCCGAGAUCAUCUCAUGUAUAGAGGUUAUUACGCUCCUGUCAAGGGAGUUAUUGAUGGCGAUCUAUGCGAGAGAUUCAAUCUUUUGCCCAACGACAAGAAGCAGAUGAUUGCAGGCGAGUUGGACCGAUCGGUCCGAGAAAUUGAGAGGAAGAUUUCUGAUAUCCGCACACGGUCAGCGUUCUAA